Molecule: messenger RNA, 744 nt
Organism: Penicillium antarcticum
Lineage: Eukaryota; Fungi; Ascomycota; Eurotiomycetes; Eurotiales; Aspergillaceae
Product: S8/S53 family peptidase
Exons: 3
Coding region: 1-744 (247 amino acids)
Biological process (GO): proteolysis
Molecular function (GO): serine-type endopeptidase activity
Source: RefSeq, a predicted model, not a curated record
AUGGCUCGUUCAGCACUGGCCCUCAAGGACAGCGCCUAUAAUCCUGUAAACAUUGCAAUCCUUGACACGGGCGUCCGUGAUAAUUUUGGCGGGUUGGUCAAAUGUUUCAAGGACUUUGUGUACCCAAACAACUCCAAGUAUCAAGACAAUACGGGUCACGGAACAAAUGCUGUGCGCCUGGUCACAAAGGUAUAUGACAAGGCCCAGGUAUACGUGGGUAGGGUGUUCGACGGUCCACAAGCAACACACGAAACACCUGCUCUGAUGGCGGAGGCGAUACGCCACGCAGUGAAUACGUGGAAGGCCAAAAUCAUCAUCAUGUCAUCGGGAUUUCAUUCGGAACAUGAUGAAUUGGAGCAAGUUGUCGAGGAAGCUCGUUAUGCUCGUACUCUUAUCUUUGCCGCGGCUUCAAACCACGGCAACAUUGAGCGCAUUGCUUUUCCUGCUCGUCUCUAUGUUGAUCUGAAGCUAUUUUGCAUGUUUUCUACCAGUCCGAACGUCCGAGCCCAUCCCGAGUUCAAUCCAACGGUAAAUCCAAGAGCAACUCAUAAUUUUGCUAUUCUUGGAGAGGAAAUCCAACUCCCCCCGAACAUGGAGCAAAGGUUGUCAGGCACUUCGUUUGCAACAAUGAUUGGGGGUGCGCUUGCUGCCCGCAUACUGGACUUCUCACGACAGAAAGACAUCCGUGAGAGGAUUCGGAAAAUUGAUAGGCUCCAGGAAGUUGGGGUCACACAGAUCACCUAG